AUGAGCGUCAAUGCUGCCCCGAUAUGGAACACGUCCUGCAUAAUGGAGGGGAGGCAGUCCUCGGCCUCCCCAGGGACCCUGAGCCCAACGCCGUCCGGCUCUGGCCUCUCUGCACAACGGGCAAGCACCCAAGUAGCGUGGAGAGCCGACUUGGCGACCAAAAUAGCUGCCCUCCGUCCCAGGCGCGGGGCCCUGGAUGGCAUGGAAACGGUGGGCGAACGGAACAGACGUCCGUUACGUCGUUUGGAGAGCUCCCCCAGGCAUAGAUCACGAAAGCCAUCAUCAGGUGUCUCAGGGCCCCGGCCGUGCCUCGCCCCGCUUCAGCCUUCAGCGCUUCACAGCCUUCGGCGAAUGGACAGGGAGCCGUACUGUGCCACAAUCGGGGAGGAGAGAGGAGAGAUCCAGAUGAGAGAGAGACAGUAUCCCAGGGUCUGCCCCGGGUGA
Colletotrichum orchidophilum is the source of this 444-nucleotide messenger RNA. RefSeq lists its product as uncharacterized. The transcript is spliced from 2 exons. The coding region runs from base 1 to 444 and encodes 147 amino acids. NCBI's taxonomy places the organism in Eukaryota, Fungi, Ascomycota, Sordariomycetes, Glomerellales, Glomerellaceae. The record is from RefSeq and is a predicted model, not a curated record.